Messenger RNA from Mesocestoides corti, 672 nucleotides. The record is from the annotation of a GenBank genome assembly. Lineage: Eukaryota; Metazoa; Platyhelminthes; Cestoda; Cyclophyllidea; Mesocestoididae.
AUGGUUUCCCGUCUUCGACCCACAGAAGCACGGGGUCUGGAGACGAGACCCAAGAAGGAAAGCACUCUUAACACAAAUCUUCUCGAUGUCGAUCUUAUAAGAGGAACGGCUUUCGUAAAGGCGAAGCCGAAGCACGACUGGACUGCAGUGGUAUGGCGCGGCAUGAAGACGACUGCUUUCGCAACCAUACACUGGGACUACUGGCGUCGUCACACCUCUCCCCGGAUGGCUGCCUACAUCAUCUUCCACUUCGUUCUCCAACUUCUGCAAGCUGUUUGUUUCCUUCUUGUGGACCCUAAAAACGCCAAGGUGACGGAGAGCGAUGUGUUUGUGCCACUGGCAAUGGGCUUGUGUCUGGGCAUCCUCCACGCGCAGAUAACCUCGCACACCCCUCACCAGUACUCGGGUACUUCGGGGGUAAAGUCUGUUCCCCCGCAGACCGCUACCCCCGUCUCCGACUUCGCAGCAGAGGCGCCAACUUCAGCCACCAUCUCGACGCAAUUCAGUGCUCCAAAGGCCGCUAACUCGAGCCCACAGCUUCGUCAGAUGAAGGACUGUGUCUCAGUCAAGUCCUCCAAACGACCUAGACGGAAGCUCAGAAAUUCCCCUCCUCCCAGUCCCGUUUCAGACGAUGGCGCCAACAAUUCAGAUGUCUUCGACAAUGCAGAGUAA